GAUUAAUUAAUGAUCUUUUAUUUCAAGAGAGAGAGAGAGGCGGAACUUGUUAUUUGAAAUUAAUCGACCGGUGGCUUGCGGUACUUCGGAAAUCAGAGUUAUUUCACGUAAAGGUUGUACGAUCCGCGAGUGAAGGAAAGGAGAAGAACGAACUCAGCUCGAGAAAGUUACAUCUCCUUGUUUUGCAUCGUAAAGAAAAGAGAUAAGAACGAGGGAAGCAAGAUUAGGAGGAUCGAUUUUGGCGGAUGACUGUAGAGGACGACGUUAACGUACAGUAACGUUAACGUGACAUACGAUGAACCACAAUCCAACGAUCUGCCGUCAGUACUUCUACUGUAGCCAGCGUCGGCAUCGCGUCAGUUCCAGAAUAUGCGAGAGACAGAGAGAUGCCAACAGGCAUAACAACAGGAGCGAGGAUGACGAUGAGGACGAGAAUUCUCUGGGAAAAUGGCCUCACGCCCUCAGUUCGACCCUCGCGUGUCUCGGCUGCACUCUGGGACUCUUUAACAUCAGCAGAUUCGCUAUUCUUAGCAUACAGUUUGGAGCAAACUUCAUGAUACAGUUCCUGAUCUUGUCCCUCAUACUGGGCAUCCCGCUGUUAACACUACAAGUAUGUCUUGGACAAAGAUUGGCGGCUGGUUCCGUGGACAUGUGGAGUAUAUCUCCGAUUUGUCAAGGUGUCGGGAUAGCCCUGCUCGUCGCGCAGGCAUUCAUCGGUAUCUACAGUAUAGUCGGUGUAUCAUGGAUGUUUGUGUUCUUCAGAGAUUCAUUCAUAACGAAGCAGGACAAGUAUCGAUGGGCGGAGCCGUUUCUUCUCUAUCGAGAGGAGAGCCGUUUCACACACAACACCACCGCUUUGUACAAAUUACACGAGACUGUUCCGGAUUACUUCAGCGGUGCUGUAUUACAAAGACAUCAUUUGAUUGACUCUAAUCCUGGUGUUGUCACGUUGAAGUUCCAAGUGGCCUUCAAUCUAGCUGUUGUGUGGAUGAUUGUAUUUGUUUCACUGAGUAAAGGACUGAGAUCUUACGGAAAAGUUGUAUACGUUUUUACACUAGUGCCCGUGUUUGGCACGUUAGUCCUUUGCGCGAAACUAAUUGGACUCAUUCCGCCGGGCUCGUUUCACCAACUUUUCCCUUCCACUGUUUGGAGCGAAUUCUUUAUUAAUGGGAAGUCAUGGGUGGCUGCCUCGAACGAGGUCUUCCUCACAUGGGGAUUAUUCGGUGCGGCCGCUAUGCAGAUAGCGGCUCAUAACAAGCAUAAGCAUCUCCUACAGCGCGAUACAAGUCUCGUGGUAAUCUUGACGUUUGUGGUUCUCCUUCUCGUGGCUUUCCUCGCGAAUACCUGCGUACAAAUCCUCAGGCUUCACGGCUACAUCUACACUACUAGUUCUUUCGAGAGAAUAUCAGGGUAUACGUUUAUGAGGCUUGCCAAUGAACCAGCACCACCAGGAUACAGCACCACGCCAGAGAGAUUCAUGUCUCACGCAUCAUUUCUUCUUGGACAACGCGUAAUACGACCUGGCGUGGACACAAGUGCCGAGUCCGGAUACCAGGUGUUACGGUUAGCCACUGAAUUGGUGCCUUCGACACUGGCAUUGUUAGGCACUGAACAGGUGUCGCCAUUCUGGGCGGUCCUGUUUUAUUUCAUUCUCAUCUUAUUUGGAAUCGCACAACAGUUGGCGAUCUGGCAUUGUGUAAUAACUGGUAUAAUGGCGAUCAAUACGAAAAUGAUGAAGCUCUGGGAGACCACGAUCACGUUUUUCAGCUGCGCUUGUGGUUAUAUACUCGGAUUACCUAUGGCUACGGAGUUGGGUAUUUAUGUCGUGUACUAUCUCGAUUACACUGUCGGCGGGGCAUGGUGGAUAAUAUUUUUGUAUCUAAUACAAAUCGUCGCUCUGUUUGCGAUUCGUGGGCGGCCACAUUCCGGUGAGGCAGUCGUCGCCGAGUUAUUCCCACCAAGUGGACGAUAUCUCAAGUACUGGGUUGCCCCUCUCCUCUCCUUCACGUGGACCGUUGUUCUCCCCCUUACUUUGAUGGCUCUGAGUAUCAUAGUAUUCAAGAGCGGUGACUUCUGGGAACUGUAUUCUUAUCGUCGCACGAGCAAAGAUUACUGGGUUGUGUGGGCAAGGCAACUCGGGACGGCGAUUCAACUGACACCGAUACUCAUAAUAUCGGUAGUGUCUGCCAUACAAGCGUGUCGAUACUUGAAUAACGGACCACCCGAUAUAUUUGAUAGAAUUCAAUUGCUUUGUCGGCCAAUGGAUCCGGAGGAUCCUCGCGACGCUCAGACCCAAAUUGGAAACGACACCAGCACCAGCUUGCAUGGGAAUGGAAUCUUACCCUCCGCGACCACGGAGAUACCUUUCGAGGAUCCGCCGCCGAAGUACACACCUCCGCCAAGCUAUACUACUGCGACCGGAGCACGGAUCGCGAAGAUGCUGCGGCAAAGCUUUCGGCGGAGCGUGCGGAGGAUCGCGAAUGUGUUGGGGGAGAGCAGCGCGCCGCGACAGAGGCCGGCGUUGCAGCCACCGCCUCCUGAUUAUGCGACCGUCCUGGUGGAGAUGAAUCAGAGCAUCGCGCCGAUGUCGCACGAUCACGUCGCAAUCCACGUGUUGUCGGAGCCGCGGCCGGACGUGACGAAUACUGGCGAUAAUCGGCACGGCGUGGACGUGUCGGCGGUCGAGCGUCGUCAUCGACCGAACACCAUCGAUCGCUCCAGCAAGAUCGGCAUCGCGAACAGAUCGCGCACAAUCGAACGUACUCAUUCGACGAUCGACCGCGGUCGCCGGUCGUGUACGAACGCUGCGACGAACACCCUGUCCGGUUCGAACUUGACGGCCGCUGACGUGGCGAAUCUGCUUCGUAGCAGUAUACGCAGGGGCACCGCGAGGACGCAGCAUUCCUUACGUAGGAGCUUCUGCCACGAGGCACCGACGACGGCGGUGUCCGUUGAAAAUCUAGUCGAAGCCGCUGCACCUAUCGGCGAGGACUCCUUGAUCUUAUCGAAGGACGCGCCUCUAGUCCCUGAUGAACAGGUUGGCGGCAAUCGCCGCGACGGCGACGAUCACGACGAUGGCAACGACGGCGAGGAGAAAAAGACUGCAAGUGAAAUGGAAAGUUCCGUUUCUGUGAUAUAGACUGAUACAUCGGUUGCACGAAAUCGGCAUUUUCGGGUCGGGUGACUCCAGCGAUUGACUUAAUGAUUCGUUGCCCCUCUCUCUUUAAGCUGUAAUUUCUACUUGUAAUAUAUAGAUGGAGAGAAGACUUCGUUAUAACCAUAAUCGACGUCGACAUCGACGCGAUUUGCUCACAGCCUCCAAGCGCUUGAACUCCCUCGAGAUUAGGACGAUGUUUUGUUCCCGAGCCCGAGCAAUUACACGCGCCUAUUACUACUCCGAAAUAUUUUUGUGUUCUUACCGUAUUUAUUUUUUAAUACGAUACUUAUACAUAUAUACAUUUCCUCGUUAAAGAAAGUAAUAUUUUGCAUAAUAUUGUCCGAUGCACUUUUAAAUAUCUCAGACCUCGGUCUUGCAUUUCUCUCAAUGUCAAAGAAUCAGAUAUACGAUUUUAACCCCCGUUUAAUCUCACAAUAGAUGCAAUUUUUCUUGCUGAAUAAAUAAUAUUCAGAAACGGAUUUAAUUGCGGCUCCAAAUAAGUCAUGUAAAUACGGGCCUCCGCCUUCUUUAGUAGUUAAGCAAAGGAGAAUUAUAUUGUUAUUACUAGGGCAACCAAAAUUAUGCUGUAAAAAUCCCUUUUUAAACGCCUAAAAUAUGCUCUGUGAAAAAAAUGCUCUAAAGAAAGGAAUAUGCAUUUGAAAAUUACUUUUUA
Mycetomoellerius zeteki is the source of this 3830-nucleotide messenger RNA. Its product is annotated as sodium- and chloride-dependent transporter XTRP3A. Gene Ontology annotation, biological process: sodium ion transmembrane transport; nitrogen compound transport; amino acid import across plasma membrane. Gene Ontology annotation, molecular function: amino acid:sodium symporter activity; L-amino acid transmembrane transporter activity. Bases 296 to 3139 code for a protein of 947 amino acids. The record is from RefSeq and is a predicted model, not a curated record. The transcript is spliced from 11 exons. Gene Ontology annotation, cellular component: plasma membrane. Lineage: Eukaryota; Metazoa; Arthropoda; Insecta; Hymenoptera; Formicidae.